Molecule: messenger RNA, 2013 nt
Organism: Pezoporus flaviventris
Lineage: Eukaryota; Metazoa; Chordata; Aves; Psittaciformes; Psittacidae
Product: CMRF35-like molecule 2
Exons: 5
Coding region: 528-1313 (261 amino acids)
Cellular component (GO): plasma membrane
Molecular function (GO): transmembrane signaling receptor activity
Source: RefSeq, a predicted model, not a curated record
AUUGCUUUGUCCCACUCCGUGUGCUGGGAUCGGAGGCUGCAGUGGGGGGGCAGCCAGGAGCAGGGGGUGCCCGCAUUGCCUGGGGCAGCCCCAGCCUGUGUCACCCGGUCUCGGCAGGCUGCUGCUGUGGCAGAUGCCACCUCCACUGGUUCUCUAUGCCCAGGUCUUGGCAUGGCCUCGUCUCGGCACCCCAGGGUCAGCCACCCCCAACACUGGGGUGCUCCAGACCUUCAGAUCCUGCUGGCCCUGUCUGUGCUCUACUUGCCUUACUUUAUAACACUAAGAGAUCUCCUCACCCCCUUGUGUCCCCUCAUUACCCACUGUGGGGCAGCCGGUGCCUGUGCACUCUAAGCUUAGGGAAUGUCGCUCUCUGUCCCCUUGCCAAGGGUGUUAUAGCACCGGGAAUGGGGUGCCCAGGCCCCCUUCCUGCAGGGUGGGCUCUGUUGCAUGCGUGUUUGGGGUGGGGGGGAUUGAGACCAUGAAAAGCCUCCUGAGCAGGGGAUUACAGUCCUCUCACCUGAAGGAGCAUGCUCUGGAUGUGGCAGAGGGGACCCAGCUUCUCCUCCUGUGACACUCCUUCCUCCUCCUUCCCGGCAUCACCCUAUGGCUCCACCACUGCGCACCCUGAUCUCACCAGCUCUCUAUCAGUCUCCACACAGGCAAAUCCCCAGGGGGAAGCCCUAAAACCAGGAUCAAAUCUCUCCCACCACAAAGGCUCCAGCCUUCCACACUUGGAUGUGGUUGAGCACAUCCUCACUCCAGGCAUCGUCGUGGUUCUUCUUUUGCUCGCAGCUGCUGUUGGUGUUCUGGUAGUACUGACUAGGAAGAGGAAGAAGGGGAGCAGAUGCCUUGAACUACGCCGACAUCAACCACGGCGCGAGCACAGCCGAGAGCCGGCUGUACGGCAACACCGAGGCGCUGCGCUGCUCGGCAGGCACCGCGACGGAGUACAUGGAGGUCAAGCAGAGGGACAAGCAUUUGGAAGAGAAGAAAGAGCCCACAUAUGCCACCGUGCGCAGGUCCCUGCCGGAGCAGCAGGAGAUCUAUGCCAACGUGCAGUCAGCUCCACAGCCCAGGGGAGAGCCCCAGAGCACAGUGCAGAGGGAGUGAGCCAGCCCCUGGUCCAUGGGCUGCUCCUACUGCCUGCAGUGCCAGCGGGACUUGCAUGGGAUGCACACGGAGGGCAGUGGGCUGGCUUUCUGUUCAUGCAGGAGCCGGCUGGACAGCAGAGCUGCUGCUCUUGUGGGCUUGGAUGUUUCCUUGGAGCAGCCUCGAGGCGGCUGAGGAUGAGCAGGAGGCACAGGGCGGGAUGAGGAUGGAGUCAUCCUUCUGCAUUUGGAGACCUCACCCGCACAGCAGUGAUGCUGCGAAUAAAUGGACUGGCCAGGCAGUGGUGGAAGAGCCCAGCAGGCUCUGCCUGGCUCCCUGCAUCCAGCACCCAUCCUGCUUGCCCCUUUGGCUGUUAUUCACAGGCACUGAAGCUCCCAAAUCCAUUGGUCACCUCAGAUUGGCUUUUCUCACGUUGAUGGCAGGCAGAGCUGGCAGCAGGAAGCAGGAUAGCAAGACGUGCUAUAUCCAAAUGCAUUUGUUAUAUCCAGAUACCAGGGGCUUGGGGUAGGGUAGGGUAUCGAUGCAAAAGAUAUGGAGAGGAGCUCCUGUUCCUCCUGCACAGCAGCUUGGAAGUGUCUCCCCUGACCCCUGGUCUCACAUCCCCAUUGAGGUUUGCUCCUGCUCUCUCUGCUCCACCAUUCCCAAGGAACUCCAGGCUGGGAGCACACGGAUAAGCUGUAACCAUGAUCCUGCUCUUCUCUGCUUUCUUGAUAACUUAUUUCAUGGCACCCACUCAAUACAUCUGUUUGUGAGGCUGAGAUAAAUGUAUUUCAGGGGUUCAUUUGGAGAGGAUCUGUUAACGUCAACUGCUGCAAAGCUUUGGUUCAGUAUUGAUAUAACUAUCUUGUUCGAGAAGCCACAUGGAGCAUCCCUGCUCUGGCAAAGCCAAAGACUGCUGGAAGU